Molecule: messenger RNA, 1593 nt
Organism: Eruca vesicaria subsp. sativa (arugula)
Lineage: Eukaryota; Viridiplantae; Streptophyta; Magnoliopsida; Brassicales; Brassicaceae
Source: the annotation of a GenBank genome assembly
GAAAAGGCCAAAACUAAAACCCAUCGUUCCUUCUUCCCCAUCCUCUCUCUCUCUCUCAUAACACAUUAGAUUCCAAAUAUAUAUAUCUACGAUCAAGCAUUCUCGUCUGCUUGUGUUAAAAUUCUGAAAUGGAUCUUCAUUAACACUCUCCUUUCUUGAUUUUAAGUACUUUUUCUGGAUAAUUUAUCAUCUGAAAUUCUGCAUUUUUUAUCAAGAGAGAAUAAAAAGUUGGAAGCUUUUGUUACAUCCGGCUUCUGUUUUUGGUGAAUUGUCGUCUUUCAUUGCUGUUGGUUAUUUUUUUUAUAAUUUAUUUGGAAUUUUCUGAUCUAAUGGCUGAGAUUUCCACCGAUGUUGAAUCCGUUCACGACGUAGCCAUCAACGGUGGUGGUGACGGAAUUGAGAAGAGCCUGGUGACGGAUUCUAAACCGGAAUCCGAAUCGGACUUCAAACCCAAAUCUGAAACAAAACCGGAACCGGAGGUUGAUCACAUGAGGAAGCUUGUCCUGAAUCCUGAAGCUAAGGAGUUUUUCCCUUCUUACAAGAAGAAGAACAAUCAGUCUCUGUCUUCUGUCGAUUUUGCGACCGCUAAGAAGAAGCUGUCCGAGGAAGAACCUAAUGGUGACAACAAAAAGGAUGGCAAUUACCGGAGGAGCAGAAACAAUUAUAACCAAGGGAGGAAAGUGAGGAUAACUGGAAGAGCUUCCAAGGCUCAAAGAGAGGAUAGUAUUAGAAGAACAGUAUAUGUCUCUGACAUUGAUCAGACUGUGACUGAGGAAGUCUUAGCUGGCUUGUUCAGCAGCUAUGGACAAGUUGUUGAUUGCCGAAUCUGCGGAGAUCCACAUUCAGUUCUUCGCUUUGCCUUUGUUGAGUUCUCUGAUGACCAAGGUGCGAGGGCUGCCUUAAGUGUCGGUGGGACAAUAAUCGGUUUUCACCCAGUUAGAGUCUUGCCUUCAAAAACUGCCAUUCUUCCAGUCAAUCCCACAUUUCUCCCAAGGUCAGAAGAUGAGAGGGAGAUGUGUACAAGAACCAUCUACUGCACUAAUGUCGACAAGAAUGCCACUGAAGAUGAUGUCAAAAUUUUCUUUGAGUCUGCCUGCGGUGAGGUUACUCGCAUAAGGCUUCUUGGUGACCAGUUGCAUUCGACUCGCAUAGCUUUUGUUGAAUUUGCCAUGGCAGAGAGUGCAGUUGCGGCGCUCAACUGCAGCGGAGUAGUCUUAGGAUCUCAGCCUAUAAGGGUAAGCCCUUCAAAGACACCAGUGAGAUCAAGAUUCACUCGAUCACCAUCCACAAACUAGGAGACAUAGAAGCCAAGAGGCUUUGUUCAUGAAGGAGAGUGAUGCAACAUUUCGUUUUUUUUCUAUUCCCUUCAGUAACUCUUUUUUUUCUUUUCAGUUGUCUUUUGAAUUAUUUCCUAGAGCAGAGUUAUAUCUCCAGUUCGGUAGUAUAUGGAAACAAAAGCAACGAUGAACAUUGCUCUUAAACUUGGAGUUCUUGUUCUAAGACUCAUUUGAGUUCACACCAUAUUUCUCAGAUGGAAUUUUUGGUUUUAUAUAUGUUGAUCUUUAACCGGAAUAAAAAGUUUCAUGAUCCAAG